GUUCGGAUAAGUGCAAACAUUACAAGAUUUACAAUCGUUGAACUGUGUCUUGUAAAUCGGCUGCGUCAAUUUGUUUUGCGUGCAAGAUCGUUUCGCUAUAAAAAGUAUUACACCGUUUUCACCUAACCGUUCAUCCGAAUUCACGGGACAGAAAAAAAACCGUUAUCUAAGUACUAGUUUGUGUUUGGGGGUGUCCUCGCACGUCAAUCAAAACCGUCCAAGUACAUCAGCCACCACUUUGCACGCAGUAGGUGUUGCUGCUAUGCAUUUGCAGUGGGUAAUAUUGGUUUUGGCAAGCACAGUUUGGUAUGGCGUGACUCGCAUAUCAUGUGCAUCCAAAGGCGAUACCUCAUUGACGCCAGACGAUCGCAUUCAGCUAGUCCAAGAAUAUAACCGGCUACUACGCAUCGAGACCGGCUAUCCACUUGGCCCACAAGACUACGGAGCAGGUCGCUACAGCCAACUGCUGGUCACCAACAUACGCCGUAGUCGGUUAAACGAUUUGAAAUGCUCGUACUUGUCCAGUGUCUUAGUGCACAUGAGUCGCACCGGUAUAAUGUUAGUCGUUUGCAGUGACACGGCCGAAGUGAUCAAAACAAUCAAUCAAUAUUCCGGAACCGCGCAGAAACAGUUGGCGACUUUGUACGAGCUCGGCUUUGAAGAUACUGACUUGCUGUGGAGGUUCUAUUUUUACACCAAACUAGUGAAUUCAUUUCCGGAUUGCGUUUCUUCGGACGGCCAUUCUAACGACGCCGAAUCAUUGCAAUGGCUUAUGACGGUGCACGAUGCAAUUUUAACUCAAAUUAAAACAACUGUCGCCGAGUGUCGCCCAGGGGGUGAAUUCGAUCCCACUAACUACGACGUAGAUCCCGCGAUAAUUUAUAAUUUAGACGCACUCAUGACGGACGUGCUGAAUAAUAUCACCAACAUCAACGCGCUGUUGCUUAGGAACAACCAGGACAUCGUCACGUGGGGUAGUGCCGCUUACAUGUCGCUUACAAAUCUAUAUCUCAAUGACUUCGGAUCUCAUAGAAACGUCGAUUACAUGAUGAUCGCAUUUAACGUUCAGGUCGUUUGGAAUAAUGUGCGCGGCACGCUGCACAGAGCUUUGGCUAACGCGCGUCGAAUGGAUUGGCUAACAACAAGUGGGAUGGCGGUUCUGGUCGGAUACCAUACCUUGUGCAUUCAAUUCGUUAAGUUCAUUAUGCUUCGGCUUACGUUGAAACAUCUCAUGUACUUGAAUCAAAAGGUACUAUCGAAUCUGAACCCGGCUGUUCCGGCCGUACCACGGCGGGCGAAUGAAAAAGUAUACGUUACGGAGUGGCAGAACAUUUUAAACGAAUUUGCACUCAUAUUAGAUUUAACCGAUGACUCUUUGUUCAAUGUUUUGGUGGAUAGUUUCGACGGCGUACACGUGUACAAUAAAACGGAAAACAACGGUAUCUUUAAUAUUUUAAUGACAGCCAUCGACAAUUUGUCGCUAUUGCUCGGUUGCGAUGCCAUGGAACCGAUGAUAUUAGAUGGCAAAGAGUUUUUCUACACGUACAACACCCAGAAAGCUCGAGACAAUCCUACAGAGAAUUACAGUAUCAAGAGUGCUCAAUCGUUCGUGAAGUUGGUGAGAGACUCGUUUAAAAAUGUCAGUUUCAAAAUCAUCACCAUGAUUGGUAAGCAAAUAGAAACCUAACAACAACUAUGGCAAAUUAUCAGUGAGUCUUUAUUCAAGAUGACAGCCGAGAUUAUCCAAAACUGGAGUUAAGUCAAAGAUGUUUAUUCAACUUAAUUAAUUACAGCUUAGAAUAGUUUUGUGACCUCAUUUAUUUUUGAAAAAUAACGGAAUCAUUAAAUUAUAAAAUACAUUUGGUAAUUAACAGGUAGUGGUAGU
Molecule: messenger RNA, 1885 nt
Organism: Adelges cooleyi (spruce gall adelgid)
Lineage: Eukaryota; Metazoa; Arthropoda; Insecta; Hemiptera; Adelgidae
Exons: 2
Coding region: 263-1687 (474 amino acids)
Source: RefSeq, a predicted model, not a curated record